Messenger RNA from Daktulosphaira vitifoliae (grape phylloxera), 490 nucleotides. RefSeq lists its product as uncharacterized. NCBI's taxonomy places the organism in Eukaryota, Metazoa, Arthropoda, Insecta, Hemiptera, Phylloxeridae. Gene Ontology annotation, molecular function: calcium ion binding. Bases 73 to 384 code for a protein of 103 amino acids. The record is from RefSeq and is a predicted model, not a curated record. The transcript is spliced from 5 exons.
AAUCUAGUUAAAAAAAAUAAAUUUCAUAUUUAAAAUUCAAAAUAAUUUCUAUAUAUUUUUUUUUAUACAACAAUGAUUGGAAAAAAUACAAUUGUGUUUUUAUUUAUCAUGUACUUUAUUGUGCCAAAAAAUAUUGUUGCUAAGAUCGAUAGUAAUGAAAAAAAAAAUGAGGUACAGUUUAGUUCAAUCGAUAAAAAUGGUGAUGAUGCAAUUACCCUUACAGAAUUAAAUCAAUCAGUAGGAAAUAAUACUAUAAGCGAAACAACUUUUAAAAAAUACGACACAAAUUGUGACAACAAACUAGAUGAAAAUGAAUACAACCAGCUAAAAGAAACAGAGGAAUUAAUUGAAAUUAUAUUAUUUGAUACUGCAUUAGGUUAUUAGAGUUCAAAGAAAAUCAAAAAAUUAGUUCUCAAAAAAUUGUUCUUUUUAUUGAAUCAAAUAAAACUGUUUAAUAAAAAAUUAUAGUGUAACUUUUUUUAUCCUUUGU